Messenger RNA from Strongylocentrotus purpuratus (purple sea urchin), 934 nucleotides. RefSeq lists its product as uncharacterized. The transcript has 5 exons. Lineage: Eukaryota; Metazoa; Echinodermata; Echinoidea; Camarodonta; Strongylocentrotidae. The coding region runs from base 347 to 856 and encodes 169 amino acids. The record is from RefSeq and is a predicted model, not a curated record.
UAAAUACCCGCACAAACUAUUAAAGAAAACAGUGUAGGAUUGAUUUGUCUUCCGACUCACUUGCAGUCUCGUCUUUAUUUUCACUUUCUUUACGGUUUGAAAGCAGCUGGCUGAACUUUGUCAUCGUCAAUUUGUUGUCUAACUACUAUUUUUCAACGUUUAGGAGGAAAUAAAUGGAAAAGGGGAUGGAUUCAUCAUCGGCAAAAUUUCACUCUAUCGCAUUGGUCAUCGCCGCCAUCGUCGUCGCAAUCGGCGUGAUCGUCGGCGCCGCCAUCGUAGCCCGUGGCGACUAUGGGAGAGACCAUUCCCAGUGCUUGACUGCCGGGGAAGGGGAGCCGUGAAAGCUAUGGAGAGUAGUAUGGUCAUGAACGUAAUGAUGGUGGAAGGUGGUAGGGAGAUCGGCAUGCAGAUGGCACGAUACGAAUACGAGGAAAACACGAUCCUGAUCGAAACGGCAAACAGCAGUGGUGGCAUCCGUGCGGCUAACGUUGCCAUUGACUAUGACAGGUCCGUAGUCUUCAUCGAGAUACAAGGGGAGUCACUGUGCUUGGCCUCGGCACUGUAUGGAGACAUGAUGGACAUGGCGGACAGGAUGACCGACUUCAUGAUGGACAGAAAGCAACAGACGAUCGAUAUAGCAACCGCACGUACCAAGACCAUAAGGUACGCGCGAAAAGGCGCCAUCCCGGCCGGUUACGUCACCACCUCCAACGGACCAAUCAUACGCGGUCUCUGCGCAGGAGACGAAUCUCAAUGGACUGAGCAGACCACAAUGGACGGUGGUCGGAAGCGGCGGUCGGUUUCGGGCGACAUCCGAAUUUGCAUAUUCGGGUUUUGUUUCAAUAUUUCAUUUUAAUGAAAAUAGCUGCAACUGAGUGGUUUAAGUGAUUUCUCUUGAUUUUAAUUAACAUGAGUAUUUAAAAAAAAAAAAAAA